Molecule: messenger RNA, 564 nt
Organism: Xylona heveae TC161
Lineage: Eukaryota; Fungi; Ascomycota; Xylonomycetes; Xylonales; Xylonaceae
Product: rheb small monomeric GTPase-like protein RhbA
Exons: 4
Coding region: 1-564 (187 amino acids)
Biological process (GO): small GTPase-mediated signal transduction
Cellular component (GO): plasma membrane
Molecular function (GO): GDP binding; GTPase activity; GTP binding
Source: RefSeq, a predicted model, not a curated record
AUGCCUGCGCCGCCCAAGCAGAGAAAGAUUGCUAUCGUCGGCAGCCGUUCAGUGGGAAAAUCAUCCCUGACGGUGCAAUUCGUGGAUGGUCACUUUGUUGAAAGUUACUAUCCUACCAUUGAGAACACCUUCAGCCGCGUCAUCACCUACAAUCGUCAGGACUAUGCGACAGAGAUUAUUGAUACUGCUGGACAGGAUGAAUAUAGCAUCCUCAAUUCUAAGCAUUUCAUCGGUGUCCAUGGCUACAUGCUCGUGUACUCUGUUGCUUCCAAGCAGUCCUUUGACAUGAUCAGAGUUAUCCGGGACAAGAUUCUCAACCACUUGGGCGCUGAAUGGGUCCCCAUUGUCAUGGUUGGCAACAAAUCCGAUCUGCGGCCCGAGCAGCGCCAGGUCACCCUGGAAGCCGGCAAGGCGCUUGCUGCCGAAAUCAACUGCGGCUUCACCGAAGCUAGUGCCCGGUACAACGAGCACGUCAGCAAGGCCUUUGAGCUGAUGAUUGCCGAAGUCGAGAAGUCGCAAAACCCCAGCCAGCCCGCCGGCGGCAACAAGUGCGUUGUCAUGUAA